Messenger RNA from Eurypyga helias (sunbittern), 1171 nucleotides. Its product is annotated as glutamate receptor ionotropic, kainate 4-like. NCBI's taxonomy places the organism in Eukaryota, Metazoa, Chordata, Aves, Eurypygiformes, Eurypygidae. Gene Ontology annotation, cellular component: kainate selective glutamate receptor complex; presynaptic membrane; plasma membrane. Gene Ontology annotation, molecular function: kainate selective glutamate receptor activity; transmitter-gated monoatomic ion channel activity involved in regulation of postsynaptic membrane potential. The record is from RefSeq and is a predicted model, not a curated record. Gene Ontology annotation, biological process: modulation of chemical synaptic transmission; synaptic transmission, glutamatergic.
AUUGACACCGUACGAGUGGUACAGCCCCCACCCCUGCUCACAAGGCAGAUGCAAUCUUCUCGUGAAUCAGUACUCCCUCGGCAACAGCUUGUGGUUUCCAGUCGGGGGAUUUAUGCAGCAAGGCUCCACCAUCGCCCCCCAAGCGUUAUCCACACGCUGUGUCAGCGGAGUCUGGUGGGCAUUCACCUUGAUCAUCAUCUCUUCCUACACGGCCAACCUGGCAGCCUUCCUCACCGUGCAGCGGAUGGACGUCCCCAUUGAAUCCGUAGAUGACCUGGCUGACCAGACAGCCAUUGAGUACGGCACCAUUCAUGGCGGCUCCAGCAUGACCUUCUUCCAAAACUCCCGCUACCAGACGUACCAGCGGAUGUGGAACUACAUGUACUCCAAGCAGCCAAGCGUCUUCGUGAAGAGCACGGAGGAAGGGAUCGCGCGCGUGCUGAACUCCAAUUACGCCUUCCUGCUGGAGUCCACCAUGAACGAGUAUUAUCGUCAGCGCAAUUGCAACCUCACGCAGGUCGGGGGCCUUCUGGACACCAAGGGCUACGGGAUUGGCAUGCCCGUCGGCUCAGUGUUUCGCGAUGAGUUCGACCUGGCCAUUCUCCAGUUGCAAGAGAACAACCGCCUGGAAAUCCUGAAGCGGAAGUGGUGGGAAGGAGGCAAGUGCCCCAAAGAGGAGGACCACAGAGCCAAAGGCCUGGGGAUGGAGAAUAUCGGUGGAAUCUUCGUGGUUCUCAUCUGUGGCUUAAUCGUAGCAAUUUUUAUGGCAAUGCUGGAAUUUCUGUGGAGCCUUCGGCACUCUGAGCAGUCAGAGGUGUCGGUGUGCCAAGAAAUGGUGACGGAGCUGCGUAACAUCAUUCUCUGCAAGGACAGUUUCCACCCUCGUCGGAGACGAGGGGGAAUGAUACGGACUCGCCCCGUUAUCCCGGAGGAACGCCGAGCCCGCAGCACAACCACGCUCAGCAACGGGAAGCUGUGCAGUGGGGGAGAGCCAGAUCCCCUGACACAAAGACUGGCACAAGAAGCCGCCCUGGUCGCCCGAGGGUGCACACACAUCCGGGUGUGCCCCGAGUGCCGCAGGUUUCAGGGCCUCCGAGCCACAGGCUCGCCCGCACAGAGCGAAGAGAGCUUGGAGUGGGAGAAGCCCACCAACAGCAGCGAGCCCGAGUAA